AUGUAAAUCUACGUAUAGAUGCCAAAUGGGAAAACUAUACUCAUAGAUGUUUAGUUAGAGAAGACCAAAGUGAAUGAUGUAAAAUAGAAGGUGAUGGAAAAAUCAGGGUUGAGAUUAGAGGACAUUGUAUUAGUUUUCAAAGAGGAGAUUUUGAAAAACGAUUUUUUAUUAAAACAGUAUGGAAUCGACAAAGAGGCAAAACUUGAGGCAGAAACAGCAGAAACACUAACCAAAAAUUAUAAAUAGAAAUUAGAUGCACUUGAAAAUGAAGUACAGAGAUGGCAAUAAAAAUUUGGAGAAGAAGGAGCAUAAAAGGAGGAAUUGUAAGAUAGAUUGAAAGAAUCUUUAAUCUAAUUAGAUUAGUAUAAAUAUUAUUGA
This is a messenger RNA of Paramecium tetraurelia, 378 nucleotides long. RefSeq lists its product as uncharacterized. The transcript is spliced from 2 exons. The record is from RefSeq and is a predicted model, not a curated record. Gene Ontology annotation, molecular function: protein binding. Lineage: Eukaryota; Ciliophora; Oligohymenophorea; Peniculida; Parameciidae.